Molecule: messenger RNA, 627 nt
Organism: Mycosarcoma maydis (corn smut)
Lineage: Eukaryota; Fungi; Basidiomycota; Ustilaginomycetes; Ustilaginales
Product: putative dynactin Arp1 p25 subunit RO12
Exons: 2
Coding region: 1-627 (208 amino acids)
Source: RefSeq, a predicted model, not a curated record
AUGCCAUCGACAAUCAGUCAUGUGUCGCCCUACCAUCCGAACGAGUACGUUCAAACCGCUUUGACGGGCAACAAGGUAUCGCGCAAGGCCACCAUUCUGGGCUCACAGAACAUCAUUCUUGGCGGAAAGUGUAUCAUUCAGCACGGAGCAAUUAUUCGAGGUGAUCUGAAGAGGAUAUCUCCUUCUUCGACCUCUUCAACAGCAGUAGGGAGUCAAACGCAGCCGGCGCAAUCUGUGGCCAUUUUUAUAGGCAGAUACUGUAUAUUGGCCGAGUCUAGCGUGAUACGUCCUCCAUACAAGACAUACAAAGGUAUCUUUUCUUACUACCCGAUGAAAAUGGGCGACCACGUUUCAGUGGGAGCUAACACAGUGUUGGAAGCUGCAUCAGUUGGGUCGCACGUCGAGAUUGGAGCCAAUUGUCUCGUUGGCCGAUUUGUAAUUAUCAAGGAUUGCGCUCGAAUCCUGGACGGCAGCGUUGUCGCCCCAAACACGGUGAUACCCUCCUUUUCUAUAUUCGGGGGCAGUCCUGCAAGACUGGUGGGAGAGCUCCCCGAGACUUUCUCCGAGAGCUGCGAGGCCAAGAUGAAGCACUUCUACCAACGUUUUCGACCUGCAAACGAGAGAUGA